AAAAGAGAGAUUAUUGAAAAUAGGAUAUUGGACAUACAACAUAAAAGCAAAGCAAACAAGUGCUGAAAUCCCUCGCCGUCACUCCCCACCAGCAGAGACAAUUUUGCAGGGGGCGGUCCGAGUGGUUUCUGCGAAACCCUUUUGUGUUUAUCUUCGCUCGCAAGGGUUUUUGGUGAAUAGCUGGUUAUACAAGUCACGAUGGCAGAUGGGCAGGAAAAUGAUAAGAAUAUCGAAAUAUGGAAAAUAAAGAAAUUGAUUAAGGCUCUAGAAGCCGCUAAAGGAAAUGGUACCAGCAUGAUAUCCCUUAUAAUUCCCCCAGGUGAUCAAAUAGCCCGGGUCACCAAAAUGCUGGCAGAAGAGUAUGGAACAGCUUCAAAUAUUAAAAGCAGGGUAAAUCGUCAGUCAGUGCUUGGUGCAAUCACCUCUGCUCAGCAGAGGCUUAAGUUGUAUAACAAGGUCCCACCGAAUGGCCUUGUUCUCUAUACUGGUACUAUAAUGACGGAUGAUGGAAAAGAGAAAAAGGUCACCUUUGACUUUACGCCUUUUAAGGCCAUAAAUGCUUCACUCUACCUUUGUGACAAUAAAUUUCAUACUGAGCCCUUGACUCAACUCUUGGAAUCUGAUGAAAAGUUUGGGUUUAUUGUCAUGGAUGGUAAUGGGACCCUUUUUGGAACCUUAAGUGGUAAUACUAGAGAAGUGCUUCACAAGUUCUCAGUUGAUCUUCCAAAGAAACAUGGAAGAGGAGGACAAUCAGCUCUUCGAUUUGCUCGUCUUCGAAUGGAGAAGCGUCACAACUAUGUGAGGAAGACUGCAGAGCUUGCCACUCAAUUCUACAUUAAUCCUGCUACCAGUCAGCCGAAUGUAUCAGGGUUGAUCCUUGCUGGGUCUGCUGACUUUAAAACGGAGCUGAGUCAAUCUGAUAUGUUUGAUCCUCGCCUCCAGGCCAAGAUACUGAAUGUGGUAGAUGUUUCCUACGGAGGGGAAAAUGGUUUCAACCAGGCUAUUGAACUAUCUGCUGAGAUUUUGUCCAAUGUUAAGUUCAUACAAGAAAAGCGCUUAAUAGGGAAAUUCUUUGAAGAAAUCAGUCAAGAUACUGGAAAAUAUGUUUUUGCUGUGGAUGAUACAAUAAAAGCUUUGGAGAUGGGAGCUGUCGAAACAUUGAUAGUGUGGGAAAACUUGGAUAUAAAUCGUUUUACACUAAAAAAUAGUGUGACCAAUGAGAUUGUCAUUAAAUACUUAAACAAGGAGCAAGAGCAUGACCAGAGCAACUUCAAGGAUUCUGCAACGUCUGGAGAACUGGAGGUUCAAGACAAAAUGCCCCUACUGGAGUGGUUUGCAAAUGAAUAUAGAAACUUUGGCUGUUCGCUCGAGUUUGUGACAAAUCGGUCCCAGGAAGGAUCACAGUUCUGCCGAGGAUUUGGUGGCAUUGGUGGAAUUCUUCGUUACCAGCUUGACAUUCGAUCCUUUGAUGAGCCAUCUGAUGAAGGAGAAUUUUAUGAGUCAGACUAAGAUGAGCCCAUACUCCCUGCUUCUAUCAAAUGGAAUGAUUUCAAAAAAACCCUGACUGCUUGUAAGUCAUUGUGGCUCAGUGCCUUCUUUUUGUGUUUGUACUUGUUAUUUUCCCUUGUUGGCUUCCAAUUACCUGUUUUGGAUUUCAAUCUUUGCCUUAAUCUUCAUCCGUCAGAAAAGUAAGUGUCGAAUCUUGCUAGUACUAUGAGCCUGAUUGUGUCUGACAUUGCAGCUACCUUUUGGUUUAAAUCAGGAACACUUAUUAUA
Molecule: messenger RNA, 1776 nt
Organism: Salvia miltiorrhiza (redroot sage)
Lineage: Eukaryota; Viridiplantae; Streptophyta; Magnoliopsida; Lamiales; Lamiaceae
Product: eukaryotic peptide chain release factor subunit 1-3-like
Exons: 3
Coding region: 199-1509 (436 amino acids)
Biological process (GO): cytoplasmic translational termination
Cellular component (GO): cytosol; translation release factor complex
Molecular function (GO): sequence-specific mRNA binding; translation release factor activity, codon specific
Source: RefSeq, a predicted model, not a curated record